GUUUUCAGAAACGACGGCGGAGCUGCAGGGAUUCACACAAAAAGCCUCUGUGCUCGACUGACACCAGAUCUGCUCCUCUCACACUCAGGAUGCGUGUGCUGUGUGCUCUGGGUCUGUUUCUGACCCUGAUGCAUGUGUCCAGCCCUCUGCUGCUGGGAGCCUUCAACAUCAAGUCAUUCGGGGACAAGAAAUCCUCCAACAGCACGAUCAUGAACAUCAUCAGCAAGUCACUGGUCCUCCGACAGUCGUGGUGUCCAAACCUCCACCCUGGAGGGUCUCCUGAGUUCAGGUACAGCCACAUCGUGAGCGAGCCUCUGGGUCGCAGCACGUACAAGGAGAGAUAUCUCUUCCUCUACAGAGAGGAAACUGUGUCCGUGGUUAAAAACUACACCUACGAUGACGGCUGUGAGUCCAGCGGGACGGACGUGUUCAACAGAGAACCUUCCGUCGUCAUGUUCUCCUCCGCUCACACCGCCGUGAGGAGCUUUGUCCUGAUCCCUCAGCACACCUCUCCAGACUUCGCAGUGAAGGAGGUGGACGCUCUCUAUGACGUGGUGGCUGAUGUCCGCUCUCGCUGGAAUACCAACGACAUUGUUCUGCUGGGUGACUUCAACGCAGGCUGCAGUUACGUGUCAGGCUCUGACUGGCAGCAGAUCCGUCUCUUCACCGAUAAGAGUUUCCACUGGUUGAUCACCAGCGAGGCGGACACCACAGUGUCUCACACCAGCUGCCCAUACGACAGGAUUGUGGUCACGGCCGACAUGAUGAGGGGAGUGGUGCACAGCAGUGCUGAGGUUUACGACUACAUGAGGGACAUGAGUCUCAGCCACUCUCUGGCGUUGGCUGUCAGCGACCACUUCCCCGUGGAGGUGAAGCUGGUCGGUCCGGCUCGCGCUCGUUCUGCCUGAAUCACGACUGCGACCGGGUCCACUGGUCUCCAGACAGAACCUGCAGUGAAAGACCAAAAUAAACAAAUCUGCUAAAUGACGUCAGCGCACGACUGCUUCUUGGAACAGACACGAGAGUAAAAGAAAGAUGCAUGAAAAUAAUAAAAGGUGAAGUAAUAAAAGAG
This is a messenger RNA of Paralichthys olivaceus (Japanese flounder), 1072 nucleotides long. The record is from RefSeq and is a predicted model, not a curated record. Lineage: Eukaryota; Metazoa; Chordata; Actinopteri; Pleuronectiformes; Paralichthyidae.